This is a messenger RNA of Macrosteles quadrilineatus (aster leafhopper), 420 nucleotides long. RefSeq lists its product as uncharacterized. The record is from RefSeq and is a predicted model, not a curated record. The coding region runs from base 1 to 420 and encodes 139 amino acids. The transcript has a single exon. NCBI's taxonomy places the organism in Eukaryota, Metazoa, Arthropoda, Insecta, Hemiptera, Cicadellidae.
AUGGUGUCUAGUAGUCGGAAAAAAUCGCCGCCUACUCUGAUGUCUGCCGUCCAAUCAGUACUCUUGUACGGCGCUGAAAUCUGGGCCCACGUGCUGGAGAGGCGUGUCUUCCGUGACAGGCUCUCCCGUGUUCAGCGUCGAGGUGCCUUGCGAGUUGCUUCCGCUUACCGCACAGUUUCCGAGCCUGCAGUCAUGGUGAUUGCCAGUGUCAUCCCCGUCUUUCAUCUCGCGAGGGAGCGACAGGCGAUCUACCGCAGGAGACCUGAAGUAGAUAGAGAGACUGCUGCCAGAGAAGAACGCAACCGCAGUUUCGACCGCUGGCAGCGUGAAUGGGAAGCCGAGUCUCGGGGACGUUGGACCGCCAGGCUCAUUCCUAGCAUCCGACUAUGGGUGGAACGGGAGCAUGGUGAGGUUACUUGA